UCAUUGGACGUUUUGGGAAUUCUCAGCAUCUCGUCAUUGGUGGACGUUGAGCUAGGGCGCAAAGCAGCGACCCACCACUCCACUGCCGGAGCCGACGCCCUUCCCCGCUCCCACUCGAGAACAACCUGAUCACCAGUCGCCACUCACUCACAAGAUCUCGGGGAGCGAGGAGCCUCAACCUUUCACUCCUGGUGAAUACACUUCAGAUCCAUCCAGUCUACGCAGCAGUCAGUCGCACUCGUAUCACAGACGUCAACCACACCGGGACAUCUGGUGAAGAUGGCGGAAUCUGGACAGGCGUCCCUCAAACUAUCCGUUCUUCAACGCUCCUCCCUUGUCAAAGGCGGAACUCCAAGUAUCUAUGCCAUUCCAAUGGAGCAGACAGUGCGGGAUGAAGAUGGGUGCUUUCAAAAGCUAGAGUUUGGACGUAGUAUUCAGAAUAAGACAAACAAAGUUAUCAUGAUGGUGGGAGAAACAGGCUCUGGAAAGACCACGCUCAUCAAUGGUCUAGUUAACUAUGUCCUUGGAGUUAACUGGGAAGACAAAUUCCGCUUCAAAAUGAUUCUGGAAGACAAUAACGCCAACCAGGCUGAGAGCCAGACAAAGGAUGUUACUUCCUACACUCUGCAUCACCAGCACUGUUUCCAAACGCCUUAUUCUCUCACCAUCAUUGAUACUCCAGGUUUCGGUGACACUAAGGGCAUUAAGCGUGACAAGGAAAUAGUGGAGCAGCUUCGCAAGUUUUUCACCUCCCCAGGAGAUCGUGGCAUCAGUCACAUUGAUGCUAUUGGCUUUGUGGUUCAGUCUUCCCAGGCAAGACUCUCUGUAGGACAAAAAUAUGUCUUUCAUAGUAUCCUCUCACUGUUUGCUAAAGACAUAAGUGACAAUAUUUUCCUAUUAGUCACUUUUGCUGACGGACAGAAGCCUGAGGUUCUAAGUGCUGUUAAAGAAGCUGAAAUACCAUAUAAGGAAUACUUCCAGUUCAAUAAUUCUGCUGUCUACACCGAGACGGAUAAAGCACAGAGACUUGGCUCUCUCUUCUGGGAAAUGGGAUGUGAAAGUUUCCAGAUCUUUCUAGAAAAACUCCUUCAUGUUGAAAGCAAGAGCCUCAUUCUUACUAAAGAUGUCCUUCAAGAGCGUAAAAGCAUUGAAGUGUACAUUGAAGGCAUAGAAAAAGAAAUCAGAGUGGGCCUAAGUAAACUGAAUACCCUUGAAAAGGAAAAGAAAAUGCUAAGAGAGCAUGAACAUGAAAUAAACAUGAACAAAGACUUCACGGUAGAAGUUGAAGAAGAUGUUUUUGAAAAGAAACCUAGUAAUUCAUUUCUUUUUCCAGGGAUGCGCAACUGUAUGAAAUGUCAACGAACCUGUUGCCAGAACUGCGUGGCUCACACUCUUGGACUUGGUGACUUAGGAUGUUAUUCUAUGACUAAUUCAGUGGCUCAAUUUGCUCUCCAGUUAGGAUUUGCUAAUAUCUUGGGCUCUCGUCUUCCUACAAAUAUGAACAUGCCAUCUAUGUGUUUAGUCUGCCCUUCACACUGCCCUCCUUCAGAACAUCAGGUAUGUGACUACAUGUUCUAUGUCACCAGGAAGAAAGUCCAAAAGACAGUGGAGGCAAUUCGUGAACGAUACGAAAAGGCAAAAGGAAAGAAACUGACCACGCAGAAUCUAAUUGAUGAGAUUCAGGCAGAGUAUGAUGAGGGGCAGAAAAAGAUACUGCACAUGGCCAACUGUGUGCAGAAGUCCCUUGAAAGACUAAGGGAAAUAGCACUGAGACCAGACCCACUGAGUACUGUCGAAUACAUCGACAUGAUGAUAAAGACUGAAGAAAGAGAAGGGAAGGCCGGAUGGCAGGAAAGAGUUACUCAGCUUAACCAAAUAAGGCGAAUGGCAGAGCAACUGAAGAAUAUUGAAACAGGAAAUUUUAAUCCUAAUAAGCAAUACGAGGAUAUGGAUGAACAGUAAAGAGUGGAAGAAUCUUUAAAACAUCAUUGAAAAAUUUGCACAAGUACAUAUCACAAUGGUGUUAUAUAUAUAUAUAUAUAUAUAUAUAUAUAUAUAUAUAUAUAUAUAUAUAUAUAUAUAUAUAUAUAUAUAUAUAUAUAUAUAUAUAUAUAUAUAUAUAUAUAUAUAUAUAUAUAUAUAUAUAUAUAUAUAUAUAUAUAUAUAUAUAUAUAUAUAUAUAUCAACUUAUGUAUGAUUAAGGAUGACCUUGAUAAUGUAUCCUAUGCAAAGAAUUUUUCAUAUCCUAGCGAAGUACUUUUCAUAUGAGAUUAAUAAAGUUAGCGACCUUAUGUAAGUGUUGGACGAGGUCCCUGUGUAUGUUUAAGGAUGACAUUGAAAAUGCAUCUUUAGCAAAGAGGCAAAGUAAUCUCAUGAUCUAGAGAGUUAGCAAGCCAGUGUAAGGGUCGGACGAGGUCUGUGCCAAGUCAACAAUGGAAGGGUGGCAAGACAUGCACGGCAUCAACACGAUUUGCAACUUCGUUGAAACAAAUUUAAAGCUGAUAUAUAAUUUACUUUUACAAAGUAACAGUUCAUGAAUAUUUCAGAGUAAAGGAAGGCACUUGAAUCUGCAAGGUUCAUAUUUGCAUAUACAAUAGUGUUGGGUUUGGAUUCGCAAGGCAUUGCCACUGCAAAAGUUAUGCCCCACUAACAAAGUUUGAAGAUCAGUCUUAGAUCUUGGAUAAAGUCUUGGAUCAGUGUUUACCUGUUAUCGGCAGUGUGGUGCACUCGUCGCCCCUGUACACUUGGCAUGAUGGGCUACACUCAAACUUGAAUCUCUAUGUUAGAAUUAGAGUGAUCCCUGUAUUAGCAACUAAUGACGAAUUUUAGAGUAGAACAAUGUUUGUUUUGACUAAUUGUCUGAAGUUGAUUGGUGACAAUUUAUAGGAGUACAUUUGAAUUACAUUUGCAUAUAUAAUGCUGAGUUAAUUCAUUAGCUUCAAUCGCGAUCAGGCAGCAUGUAUCUGCCUCAUGUUAUUCUCAUGAUGUAUAUAAAUAAAGCUUAGAAUCUCUUUAGAAUCCUUUUGA
Portunus trituberculatus (swimming crab) is the source of this 3027-nucleotide messenger RNA. RefSeq lists its product as uncharacterized. The transcript has 2 exons. The record is from RefSeq and is a predicted model, not a curated record. Gene Ontology annotation, molecular function: GTP binding. Lineage: Eukaryota; Metazoa; Arthropoda; Malacostraca; Decapoda; Portunidae. The coding region runs from base 280 to 1962 and encodes 560 amino acids.